CCACUUCCCACAUAAAUACAUUCCCCCCCUAUUCCUCUCUCCCUCAAACCUCCCCUUUCUUUCUCGUCCCCAUCAGAUUCAUUCAAACCCCCAUUUUCUAGCAGAAGAAGCAGCAAAGAUGAGGAUGAGCUGUAAUGGAUGUAGAGUCCUCCGGAAAGGUUGCAGCGAGAAUUGCAGCAUCAGACCUUGCUUGCAGUGGAUCAAAAACCCUGAAUCCCAAGCCAAUGCCACUGUCUUCCUUGCCAAGUUCUAUGGCCGUGCUGGGCUCAUGAACCUCAUUAAUGCCGGCCCUGAACACCUCCGUCCUGCGAUAUUCAGGUCUCUUCUCUACGAAGCUUGUGGGAGGAUAGUGAAUCCAAUUUAUGGUUCAGUUGGGUUACUCUGGUCUGGAAGCUGGCAGCUCUGCCAAACCGCAGUUGAAGCGGUUCUGAAAGGCGAACCGGUUAUUCAAAUCUCCUCUGAAGCAGCGAUAAACCCAAGCCCUCCCAUGAAAGUGUCCGAUAUACGGCACGUCUCCAAGGAUGAGAACUCUGCUGCUUCUCAAGAACUUCACAAGGUCAAGAACCGGAGGUUCAAACGUUCUUCAGUCAAGCCGAAGGCCAAACUCGGUCUGGCCGCCGAGUUUAUAUCCGAACCGGUCGUUACCGACCAUGAAAAUAUCUUCAACCGUGCGUCCAGCAAUGAUCACGAGUCGACUGGGAGUCAUCAGACGGAGUUGAAUGUGGAAAGAGACGGAGACAGCAGAGAGACAGAGAGUAUGUUCUCCGUUGAGACGGUGGAGCCGUCGCUUGUGAGCCAAGCCGUUAAAUCCUCCGAUGAGAGCGAGGUUGAAUUGGAACUUACCCUCGGCUUCGAGCCUGUUCACCGCACUGGUACUAGCCCAGUGGGCCCCAAUAUGAGACGUGGUGAUAUGAAUGGUUACAGUGGUGACAGAUGUAAGAUGGAGCUGAGCCUUGAAAAUCUGGCAUGAGUCGUGAAUCGUGAUGCCUUUUGCUUCUCUUACCGUGAGGAGAGAGACACCAGUUUUGCCGGAUUUUUUAUUUUUUAUUUUUAGUUUUCUUCCUAUGUGUCUUCUGUGCAUAAAUCUAUAAAAUUAGAUAUGGGAAAAAGAGCUGUCCAGAGGGCUGUCCUACAUAAAACCAGUUCCCAUUAGAUAUAUAGAGGGAUAGAAUAGGAUUUUUUCAUAUCUUCUUUUCUUUAUUUUAUACAAGAGAUGUAAUCAACUUCAUAGUUAUGACUUUCCUUAUCAUUAA
Molecule: messenger RNA, 1253 nt
Organism: Macadamia integrifolia
Lineage: Eukaryota; Viridiplantae; Streptophyta; Magnoliopsida; Proteales; Proteaceae
Product: LOB domain-containing protein 41-like
Exons: 2
Coding region: 119-970 (283 amino acids)
Biological process (GO): regulation of gene expression
Source: RefSeq, a predicted model, not a curated record